Molecule: messenger RNA, 2439 nt
Organism: Mastomys coucha (southern multimammate mouse)
Lineage: Eukaryota; Metazoa; Chordata; Mammalia; Rodentia; Muridae
Gene: Gjb2
Product: gap junction protein beta 2
Exons: 2
Coding region: 301-981 (226 amino acids)
Biological process (GO): cell communication
Cellular component (GO): connexin complex
Source: RefSeq, a predicted model, not a curated record
GCCGCCGCGGCCGACAGGUGUCCAAGAUCGCAGCGCGCAGCGCGCUCCGCUCUCCCAACUCGCAGCCAGUCGGCGGCGCUCCCGCCCACUGAGCGCAGCCUCCACCGGGACCCAGGGCGACCAGCUCGGGAUCAGCCGGCGACCCACUUCGGACCAACCCAGGAGCGGCCCGAUACCCACUUCGGACCAACCCGGGACCCACUCCAGACCAGCUCCUUACGGGGGACAGCUCCUCGCCGCUUCCCGCCACCCGGCGCUGCACGCUCCUCGCGACACAGUGCCAACCACCCAGAGGACAAGAUGGAUUGGGGCACGCUCCAGAGCAUCCUCGGGGGUGUCAACAAACACUCCACCAGCAUUGGGAAAAUCUGGCUCACGGUCCUCUUCAUCUUCCGCAUCAUGAUCCUCGUGGUGGCCGCGAAGGAGGUGUGGGGAGAUGAGCAGGCCGACUUUGUCUGCAACACUCUCCAGCCAGGCUGCAAGAACGUGUGCUACGACCACCACUUCCCCAUCUCUCACAUCCGUCUCUGGGCUCUGCAGCUGAUCAUGGUGUCCACGCCAGCCCUCCUGGUAGCUAUGCACGUGGCCUACCGGAGACACGAAAAGAAGCGGAAGUUCAUGAAGGGAGAGAUAAAGAACGAGUUUAAGGACAUAGAAGAGAUCAAAAACCAGAAGGUCCCCAUCGAAGGGUCCCUGUGGUGGACCUACACCACCAGCAUCUUCUUCCGGGUCAUCUUUGAAGCCGUCUUCAUGUACGUCUUUUACAUCAUGUACAAUGGCUUCUUCAUGCAGCGUCUGGUGAAGUGCAACGCUUGGCCUUGCCCCAAUACAGUGGACUGCUUCAUUUCCAGGCCCACAGAAAAGACUGUCUUCACCGUGUUCAUGAUUUCUGUGUCUGGAAUUUGCAUCCUGCUAAAUAUCACAGAGCUGUGCUAUUUGUUCAUUAGGUAUUGCUCAAGAAGGUCCAAAAGACCAGUCUAAGGCAUCGCCCGGAUGCUAGAGCAAAGAUGGAGGGAGAGGAUGAGGCAACCCACGCUUAGUCGUCAAAGCUCAGCCACCAGCAUUUCCCAAGACGGACAUUCUCAUCUUAAAUGCCACCAUUUGAAGUCCCUGUAGGCCUCCCAUGAAACUCCAGAAGCCUCCGUGGGCCUCCCUUCCCCCAAAGCUGCCAAACAAAGGCCCAAUUCUAUGCCUGUAUUAAUGGGUUCUAAAGUUAGUUCCACUGAGACCCCGUGCUGGUAGCUUGUAGGAUACAUUCACAGUUUGAACAAAGGGAUCUCACAUUGUUUCUCUUCCUCUGAGGACAGGAGAGAGGAGCCCAGUCCUGAGGAAGUUCCUCCCUCAGGGUACCCUUCCCCAAGUUGCCCCUAGUUAAAGGUAAAGAGUCUCCAUACUGUUAUUUGCUUUGGUAGUUUAAGUCUGCAACAAUGGACAAAAGCUAUUAAAUGCUUCAAGCUCUGUGUACUCUUUUUUAUUCUUUUUAAAUGAAAACCUUAAAAUAAGAUAGGUUCUUUUGUUCCUAAAAUGAUCUGGAAAGCAUUAUACAUUCUUCCUAGUUCAGAGGUUGAGUUUGUGAAGUGAGCAUGGUAUGUAACCAGAUCUCACAAGGUCUUUAAAACGUUGGCCUUUGGGCUCUGGGUAACUUGCAGUGUGGCUGAGAGCCCACCUACUGUACUCAUCACUGGUGUGCUGGGCACAGGGCUACAACGCUCCAGCCUGUCUCAAAUGAGACAAACUGGAAGCUUCUCAGGCUGGCUUCCGACAAGAAGAGGCCUCGAUUAGAAAAUUCAACUGUAAUUUUGUCUAAGAGACAGAUAGGAUGUGCCAACAACUGCCACCUGCCAUGAGCCUAACUCAGCCCCACCCCCACCUGUUUGUCUACUCUGUAGCUGUGGGAUAUGGCAGUGAGCAUCAGAAGACAUCGACUUCAGGAGUUUGCUUAGGAAUGUCCCUGCCGUAGUACAAUUUAAUGGUGCAGAAACCAAAUGGGGUGGUUUCCAAAGAACCAAUGAAACUUCUAGACUCUUAAAUCCUGUUGAUUAAAACUAAGUUUUUCUACUUUGAAAAUCUGUUUGCCUCCCUCUUCAGCAUUGCCUUCUUAACUGGAAACAGAAAUGUGGAUAUUUGGAAAAAAUAGAAGAAACUAGCUUAGGUCAAUAUGUAACUUUUCUAGGGCAAGUUGAACCUUAGCAUCACCAUUAUGCCUAGUGUGUUUCCCACAAGAUGACAGUCAACAAAACCAACAGGGGACACUUCUUCCUGCCAAGAAUGUCACUGGGAAGCCAUUUUGUAACAAUAAAUAAGAGUUGUGGUUUCGUGCUUGCCACUGAUAUCAUUUUUGUAAACUCCUAAAUGUCAUUUAUUAAAAUAUGAUUAUUUUGUAUACUUUAAAAUUAAAUAAGGUUUUUAAUAGAAUACCAAACUUUAACUUGAUCAAAA